CCAGCCCUUUAUCUGAAAAUGGCAAACUUUAACCCCUUGCAGGGCCACGUUUGUGCGUUGAUCAUACUUAUCGGUUGCAUUACCACGUAUUUAUCGUAUAAACGUAAAAGUGCGGCGUACGGUGAAUAUUUUCCUAACGGAACCAACAUUUCGGUGACAAAUUUGAAAGAUGCGAAAAUGUUCAAAAAUUACCGAAAUUAUUUUAAAAUACCGAACCUGAUGCAAAAUGGAAGUAGUUCCAAUGACGACAUUUACAUUCUGGGGCUAUUCGAAUUAAGUACAAAAUGGGGAGUACGAGAGGAGGGAUUAAGUGAACUGGCCGCCGCCAAUUUGGCAAUCGAGCAUGUCAAUGAAUUUCAAAUUUUACCCGGAUAUUCCUUAAAACUAAUGGCAAACGACACUAAGUGCGAUCCUGGCGUGGGGGUGGACAAUUUUUUUCAUGCAAUUUAUUCCAACAAGGUAGUCUUGAUGGUUCUGGGAAGUGGAUGUUCUAAUGUUACCGAGAGUCUAGCGAAUAUAAUGUCCUAUUGGAAUAUAUUACAGGUAUCGUAUGGAUCCACAUCUCCGAUUCUCAGCGACAGAAACAGAUUUCCCCUGUUUUUUCGGACGGUGGCACCCGACUCGUCCCACAACGCAGCCAGAAUAUCUUUCAUAAAACACUUUGGUUGGAAAAUGGUUGCAACGUUUAAUCUAAGUCAGCAACCCUUUCAGCUGUCCUCAAAUAGAUUUGUGCGGGAACUUGAAGCCUCUGACGUGUAUUGCGUGGCGAUGAUUACCUUUUCUAUGGAAAAUUACAAGGAGCAAUUGCGCGUUUUAAAGGAACGAGAUACUAGAAUUAUAAUCGGGGGGUUUUCCGAAAAGAUGGCACCAAAAAUAUUCUGCGAGGUGUACAACCUAAAAAUGUACGGAAAGGAUUACGUUUGGAUACUGCAAGAUCAAAAUGGAAUUUGGUGGGAGAACUCUAAGGAAUGUAAUACCGAAGCACUACGUAAGGCGGUUGAAGGGGUUGUUUUGGUUUCGGAUUAUAAUUACUUGUCACACAAUGAAACCGCAAUUUCUGGAAUUUCCAACAUUGAAUUUGAAGAGCAACUGAACAUCUCCAAAAUAAAUGUUUCGAAACAUGCACCUCAGACGUAUGACGCCAUUUGGACAAUGGCUCUAAUUUUACGGGAAUCAACGCUUUGUAAACACAGCGGAUACCUAACAAAAUUUAAUUAUAAUAAUCCAGAUAUGGUGAAAAAGUUUGUUACUUCGAUGGCAUCUUUAAAGUUCAUUGGAAUUUCGGGCCCAGUGAAGUUCGAUGGAGCUGAUCGAAUCGGAAAUUCGAUAUUGAAACAAUUACAAAAUGGAAAUUUAAGCACCGUUGCCAUAUAUUACGCUGAAAACGGUUUUCUGGAUUUUGAGUGCCUGCAAUGUUCCAACAUCAAGUGGCACGGAGGCGAAACUCCAAUCGACCAAAGGAUACUAAAAUUUCGUUUGGUUACGAUACCAAAAUUGGCAUUUUUUGUUGUAUUUGGUUUUGCUACCUUCGGCAUUAUUUUGUCGAUGGUUCUACUUUAUUUCAACCUGCACUUCAAAAAGAGACACGCGUUUAAAUUGUCGAGUCCUAGACUGAACAAUUUUGUAGUGUUCGGUUGUAUUCUUGUUUAUCUUGCUGUUGUUUUUUUGGGUUUCGAUCAAGGUAACGCCUUUUUCGACAUAAAUCAGUCUCACUUGUGCACGAUUAGAGUAUAUCUAUUUUCAACGGGAUUCUCACUGACAUUUGGAUCAAUUUUCGCAAAAACGUAUCGAGUGCAUCGGAUAUUUACGUACAGCGCAACUAGCUUGAUCAAGGAUAAACUGUUGAAAGAUAAGCAGCUUAUUGCUUUAAUUUGUGUCUUACUGAUCAUCGAUGGAGCAAUAGUUCUGCUGUGGAUUAUGGUAGAUCCUUUAAAGAAAACGCUAAAAGAUCUUCCUAUAGAAAUAAAUUUGGAAAAUAAAGGAUUAGCUUAUCAACCCCAGGUAGAAGUAUGCCGAUCCGAAAACACGACAGGUUGGUUUGUUGUAAUCUACAGUUACAAAGGUUUCUUACUAAUAAUGGGCGUGUAUAUGGCAUGGGAAACAAGACACAUCAAGAUACCAUCUCUAAACGAUUCCAAAUACAUAGGAAUAUGCGUUUACAGCGUUGUAUCUAGCUCGACCGUCGUCCUACUGUUGAAUUUUCUUUCCGAUUAUACAACAGUAAGCUUUUUAGUGACCUCGCUAAGUAUUCUCGCGUCAACCACAAUCACGCUACUACUUUUGUUUACGCCAAAAUUGCGCGCAGUUCUCAGCGAAUCCGAUGGCGAGAAUUCGAUAGCGCAAAGUAUGGGUUUAAAAAUUGAAUAUAAUACGAGACGAUUUUUAAUAGAGGAUCAUCGUGAAGUCCUGUAUCGUAUAGAGGUACAAAACAAAGUGUACAAAACCGAACUAGAAACAUUGGAUAAGGAAAUCGCUCGGUUGGAGCAACUGCUCAAAUCGUCCACAGCGGAUUCAACUGGGAAGGAUCAAGUAUGCAAGGGCAUCGUAUUCCUGCCGGUGCCGAUAUCGUCCCAGUUCAGGGCAUCCUGGCCCUCCACGCAUAGCAAUGGUUUCAAGAAUCAGUUCCUUUCCGAAAAAGAAUUACACGAACCGCCGAAUGAACAAAAACUAAAAAUUUGUGAUCGGCUUAAAGGUUUCUUCGGUAGCAUACCGUCCAUGUGGAUGUUUAAUUUUGUUCAUGAGAAGACGAUUGGAGACGGCGUCGAUAAGAAUGAGAAAAGGGAAACGAAAUCGUUUCCGGAAGGUUGUAUUCGAUCAGAAAUCAUCGAGAUGUCGCCUAUUAGAUCAGCUGCCAGUUACGAAGUUGGAAGAUACUAAAAGAGACGAUUUUUUUGGAAAUCCUAAAAAUUAUCAGAAUGUGCACCUGUAGGUAUGGAAACCAAAUUAUAAUUUGGCAUUCCGCUUGUUCUAUGUAUUCUAGCGCGUGUAACAUACAUAUUAAUUAAACGUGUAUACAGAAUUAUGCUCCCAAACUGUCGUGAAAUAAGUAUGUAGGUAAACCUAGAAGUGUUACGUGCCUAGUGUAUAGUAGGUACAUAAUUCAAUUAGUUUCCAUUAAGCAUAAUAAGUUUAAGUGUAUAGAAACUCAAUUAAAGUGAAAUAUUAGCGUUUAGGAUAAAAUACAUCUACAUGGAAAUUGUGUAGAAUAAUACAUAUUGUUACAGGCCACUUCAAUUUAGUUUAACGUUGUAUUUAUGUAAUAUUAAAGUAAUGAUAAUACGAAAUGCCGACUAGCAUUGCAAAAUGGAAUGAUCGAACAGGGGUUGAAAUUGAAUGGAGAAACUGCGUAUAAGGCCCUAGGCAAUAGAAUAAUUGAAACGUUUAUUAUAGCGCCGUUCCUUUGUAAUUAUGAAUCCGGAAUUAGAUUGAAUUUAAUGAAAUAAGAUAGUGUACACGGAGGGUGUGUUUAAUCCCAAGAGUCCAAGACAAAGUUGUGGGCAACAAGUAUUUUUUUUUACGUCCGUUUCUGAGACUUGGCCCAAAGAUGGGUGGAAUUUAUAUACUGUUUGCAUUCUUAUUCUUGAUUACA
This is a messenger RNA of Photinus pyralis (common eastern firefly), 3589 nucleotides long. Its product is annotated as gamma-aminobutyric acid type B receptor subunit 2-like. Gene Ontology annotation, cellular component: G protein-coupled receptor heterodimeric complex; membrane. The transcript has 10 exons. NCBI's taxonomy places the organism in Eukaryota, Metazoa, Arthropoda, Insecta, Coleoptera, Lampyridae. Gene Ontology annotation, biological process: gamma-aminobutyric acid signaling pathway; G protein-coupled receptor signaling pathway. The coding region runs from base 19 to 2877 and encodes 952 amino acids. The record is from RefSeq and is a predicted model, not a curated record. Gene Ontology annotation, molecular function: G protein-coupled GABA receptor activity.